Molecule: messenger RNA, 1917 nt
Organism: Apus apus (common swift)
Lineage: Eukaryota; Metazoa; Chordata; Aves; Apodiformes; Apodidae
Gene: IK
Product: IK cytokine
Exons: 20
Coding region: 67-1722 (551 amino acids)
Biological process (GO): mRNA splicing, via spliceosome
Cellular component (GO): nucleus
Source: RefSeq, a predicted model, not a curated record
UCGGGCGGGCCCGGCGCGGGGGUUGCUGGGCAGAGGAGCCGCGGUGCGGGCUGCGAGCGGGGCGCGAUGCCGGAGCGCGACAAUGAACCCUUCUCCAACCCGCUGGCCCCGGAUGGCCACGACGUGGACGACGCGCACUCGUUCCACCAAUCCAAGCUGACCAAUGAAGACUUCAGGAAGCUGCUCAUGACCCCGCGGGCUGCGCCAACGUCGGCGCCACCGUCCAAAUCUCGCCACCAUGAGAUGCCCCGGGAGUACAACGAAGAUGAAGAUCCAGCAGCUCGUAGAAGGAAAAAGAAAAGCUACUACGCAAAGCUGCGGCAGCAGGAGAUCGAGCGCGAGAGGGAGUUGGCCGAGAAGUACCGGGAUCGAGCCAAGGAGAGGAGAGAUGGUGUGAACAAGGACUACGAGGAGACAGAGCUGAUCAGCACAACAGCCAACUACAGAGCUGUGGGGCCAACUGCAGAGGCGGAUAAAUCUGCUGCAGAGAAGAGGAGACAGUUGAUCCAGGAGUCCAAGUUCUUGGGUGGUGACAUGGAGCACACUCACUUGGUGAAGGGUCUGGACUUUGCUCUGCUGCAGAAGGUACGGGCUGAGAUUGCCAGCAAGGAGAAGGAAGAGGAGGAAAUGAUGGAGAAGCCCCAGAAGGAAACUAAGAAAGAUGAAGAUCCUGAGAAUAAAAUAGAAUUUAAGACCCGGCUGGGUCGCAACAUCUACCGCAUCCUGUUCAAGAACAAGGCGUACGAGCGGAACGAGCUGUUCCUGCCGGGCAGGAUGGCCUACGUGGUGGAUCUGGACGACGAGUACGCGGACACCGACAUCCCCACCACGCUGAUCCGCAGCAAGGCUGACUGCCCCACCAUGGAGGCACAGACCACGCUGACCACCAAUGACAUUGUCAUCAGCAAGCUGACGCAGAUCCUCUCCUAUCUCAGGCAAGGGACCCGCAACAAGAAGCUCAAGAAGAAAGACAAAGGGAAGCUGGAUGAGAAGAAGCCCCCUGAAGCUGACAUGAACAUCUUUGAAGAUAUCGGGGAUUAUGUUCCCUCCACUGCCAAGAUGCCACGGGAGAAGGAGCGGGAGAGGUACCGGGAGCGGGACAGGGAGCGGGAGCGCGACCGAGAACGGGACAGGGAGCGGGAGAGAGACAGGGAGCGCGACCGGGAGCGGGAGGAGGAGAAGAAGAGGCACAGCUACUUUGAGAAGCCCAAGGCUGAUGAUGAGCCCACAGACAUCGACAAAGGUCCUGGCUCAGCCAAGGAGCUCAUCAAGUCCAUCAACGAGAAGUUUGCUGGAGCUGCUGGCUGGGAAGGAGCAGAGUCUUUGAAGAAGCCAGAAGACAAGAAGCAGCUGGGGGACUUCUUUGGCAUGUCCAACAGCUACGCCGAGUGCUACCCUGCCACAAUGGAUGACAUGGCUGUGGACAGUGAUGAAGAGGUGGACUACAGCAAAAUGGAUCAGGGUAACAAGAAGGGACCUCUGGGCCGCUGGGACUUCGACACCCAGGAGGAGUACAGCGAGUACAUGAACAACAAGGAGGCUCUGCCCAAGGCUGCUUUCCAGUACGGGAUCAAGAUGUCAGAGGGACGCAAAACCCGUCGCUUCAAGGAGACCAACGACAAGGCGGAGCUGGACCGGCAGUGGAAGAAGAUCAGCGCGAUCAUCGAGAAGAGGAAGAAGUUGGAGGCUGAUGGGGUUGAGGUGAAACGGCCCAAGUACUGAUGCCUCCAGUGUCUUGUCCUCCAGCUCCAUCAGGUGCUGCCCUCCCAGAGCUGGCUGCUCUGCCCUCCUGCUCCCUGCAGCCUCCUCUGCUGCCCCCAGCCUGGAGCCCUGGGCUGUGCUGAGGCUCUCCCUCUGCUUCUUGUAUAGCCUGUUGUGUGUAAAUCUUGUAGUGGUAAUAAAAUGACAGGAAAUUUG